GCCUCCCACUAUCUUGUGCGCUUGGAGCCCUUCACGUCCUUGGCAGUCUCCCUUCAAGGUGGCAAAUUAGACCAUCCGGACCGGCUCUUCCGAGACGUGGCGAGCACGUGGCGGGGGUGACCACCGACAUGGCUGAUGUGAAGGAGCUGAUCCCCGAGUGGUUUUGCCUCCCAGAGAUGUUUCAGAACGUCAACGGGCUUUCUUUAGGCUCGACACAGCAAGGAGAAGAGAUCGGAGAUGUGAUCCUGCCGCCCUGGGCUGACAGCGCGGUUGACUUUGUGCACAAGCAGCGGGCGGCACUGGAGAGCGAAUACGUCAGCAGCAAUCUGCACCAUUGGAUCGACCUCAUCUUCGGGUACAAGCAGGCGGGGCAAGAGGCAGUGAAGGCGCACAACGUGUUCUUCUAUGUGACCUACGAGGGGGCUGUUGAUAUCGACUCGGUUCACGACACUGUCACUCGUCAAGGCCUGCAGGACCAGAUCAAGUACUUCGGCCAGACGCCCUCACACCUCUUCACCGCUCCUCACCCCAAGCGCAUCCCUCUUGACCGAGCCCUGCACCUGCAUACCAUAUUCCGCAAACCCAAUGAGAUUCUUCCCUAUGUGCUCCCCCGCCCCGAGACCCUCAAUGUGCCGGCCGCCCGGCUGCACGCCACGUCAGAUGCAAUCAUCACCGUCGAUCACAACGUGCCAGCCUGUCACAUCGCCGUGCACCAAUGGCAGCCCAACACGCCGGACGGCCACGGUUGGCCUUUUCUGUUCCAGCCCGGGCGGGCGUCGCUUUCGGGCGGCGCGCUGCUCCGCAUGCUGAAAAGCUCCGCCCCGGGGUUCGGUGCGGGCGGCAUAGUGGCAGGGCUAGGUAUGGGAAUCGGCGGAAGCGGCUUCGGAGGUUCGGCCGGGGCAGGUGGAGGGUUGGGGGGAGUUGGUUCGGGGGCAGGUGGAGCAGGAGGGGGAGGGGCAGGAGGGGGAGGGGGCGGAGGAGGAGGAGGAGGAAUGGCUUCUGAAACAUCGAUUUACCCACGUCUACUCGCUCUCCCUGCGAGGGGCAUUCGCCGCCCAAAGGAGCUCAUGGUGAUCACGCCGGACGGCAAGAAUCUGAUCACGGGCGGCCACGCGGACUGUUCUGUGAAGCUAAUCUCAGUGGAUACCACCCGAGUGGUCGAGUCAGCAGUGGUGCAUACCGCUCCUGUGACCUCUCUGAGCCUAUCCCCUGAAGGAGCAACUUUGGUUACAGGGGCAGCAGAUGGGACAGUGAUGCUGUGGCAUGUGAACUCCUCGGCUUCGCUCGCUGCUGCUGCUUCGAGCCUCGCUGCCAGCAUGCUGGGAACGGCGGAUAGUGCUGCUUCUCAGGGAUUCACGGGAGGGCCGCACGAUCCAUCCCUUGUGUCGUCGCCUGAAGCAGCGAGUAGGAGAGAGGAGGACGAGGAGGAGGAAGAUGAGGAGAGGGGGAAGGAGGCGCGGAGGAGGCGAGGUAGCGGCAGCGAUUCGCCUAAUGCUGCUAGUCUCGCUGGUAGGAUGCUCUCUGGGCUCGCUGCUUCUAGUCUCGCUGCCGGCCGGGCGUCUAUAGAGCAAGUCAAGAAGAAGCUGAGGCGACUGGAAGGUCCCGUGCAUGUGCUGAGAGGGCAUACAGAUGAGGUGGUGUGCUGUGCCGUGUCCUCGGACCUAGAUAUUGCCGCCUCCUCCUCUCUUUCCUCGGGCGUUCUUCUACACUCGAUUAUGCGCGGAAAGUUUCUUCGCGCCCUGCCCGGGGUCGCCCGGGCAGACGUGCUCGCGAUUUCUCCCGAGGGGCUGGUGGUGGUGUGGGAAUCAGCUAAGCGCGCGCUAAGAGUUUUCACGAUUAAUGCAGAGCCGGUGGCGGCUGUGGGGGUUCCUGAGGAGGAUGGGGAUGUGAGUGCAGUGCAGAUCUCUGCAGAUGGGUUGUAUGUGGUGGUGGGGACGGAUUGCACUAGGGAUUCGGAUGAAGGAGGGUCCAAGAGGGAGAGAGGGUCGGCCAUUUCGCUGCUUGAAAUCUUCACUCUCAAGGCCCUGUAUCGCUUCAAGCUGCCUGAGAGCAGCGAUGUGACAGCGCUAGCCCUGUCAGCAGAUAACACCAACCUCAUCUGCUCUGCUUCUGUUGUUCUCUCCCCGGGCCACCUCAUUCUCUACAGUAACCCAAUUCUAAGUGUGAAGAUGGUGGAUCAGAUGCUUAGGCUCGGAUGGGAGGGAGGAGGCCUUCAGUCAGUGAUGCAGCAGCAGCCAGAACGAGCGUCUGCUACUCCUCCACCCCCCACCAAAACCUCCUCCCCGGCUCAAAGUGCGUCAACUUCGUCCCCAGCACGAGUGUCUGGUCUAUAUUUGUAA
Closterium sp. Yama58-4 is the source of this 2339-nucleotide messenger RNA. Lineage: Eukaryota; Viridiplantae; Streptophyta; Zygnematophyceae; Desmidiales; Closteriaceae. The record is from the annotation of a GenBank genome assembly.